GUUUACUUCCUGUUUGCAGUCUGCUAGAAGGGGUGUGUUGACAGAUCUUUGCUGAAAACCCUUUUCUCCGCCGUGAGCCCUGCUCUUUCCAUCACCUACUUCAUCAGAUACAACCGGAGUGAACCACCGGAUUCCGUACAUUAAGAUAAACUAGUUUCAAUGGACUUUUUCUAAGUUUUCGGGACGUUUCACUGCAGACUCGCCUCUGUUAGCUAAGAAUGCUAAAUGAAGUUAGCAUAGUGUGCUAGCUAGAAAUAUACGGAAACGGAAUGCGACCACAGCGGAGUCGGAGUAACAGUUCGAAGGAUAACAAAUUUUCAUGGACCCACAAUGUCCAGGUAAUCCCGUCUGAAUGGAUGGCGUGCUGCUCCCUCCAAUUUUAAACGUCUGGAUUAGCCCCCGGUGUUUUGCUAAGCUAAUGAGGUUAGCUCGCUAGCUGGAAGUAGGCGGACGCGAAUGUAAUCUUUCACCGCAGCGCACAUAAGAUCGAACAAACCAUUUUAACUUGAGUGUUUUUGAGGAAAAGUUUCUGUAAUUUAUAAAAAAUAAUGUCUAAAGUUCAAAUGCUGAGAGCCUUUGUCAACCAGCGACUAACUGCGGCUGCUGAAGAGAUCUUUGAGCUGUUUGAAACAACGAUAGCAGAGUACGAGGAGAAACUUGAGUUCAGUUCAAAAGAGAAUCACCGACAACGGAAACUACUGGACGCUGUUUACAACUCUGAAGUUCGGUCACACAGAGCAGUCUCCACAGAUGUCCAGCAGCCGUUUGUGGUUAAAGAAGAGGUUUCCCCUGAGCAGCAGGAGUGGAGCUCCAGUCUGGUCCAGGAGGACCCAGAGCCCCCACACAUUAAAGAGGAACAAGAGGAACUCUGGAGCAGUCAGGAGGGAGAGCAGCUUCAAGGGCUGGAGGAGGCUGAUGUCAAGUUCACAUUCACUUCUGUCUCUGUGAAGAGUGAAGAAGAUGAUGAGGAGAUACCCCAGUCCUCACAGUUUUAUAACAGACAAACUGAACAGAUGGAAACAGAAGCUGAUGGAGAGGACUGUGGAGGACCAGAACCAGCCAGGGACUCAGAUUCAGACACACAUCUACAACCAGACACCAUUGAGAGGACUUUACGCUCUGAACCUGAGACUGAUGACAGUAGAGAUUGGGAGGAGACACAGGAAUCUCAGUCAGAUUCAAACUUGUUGCAAAACAAUGAAGUACCCGUCAGUGAUAUGGACUGUAAUACUGGAAAAACAUCAUUAAGAGAUCAUGCGGGAAAAAAUUGUUUCACCUGUUCAGUUUGUAAAGCAAAUUUCAGUCUCAGUAACAGUUUGGUUAAACAUAUGAGAAUCCACACAGAGGAGAAACCAUUUUGUUGUACAGUUUGUAGUAAAAGAUUCGCACAGAGGCAACACCUGAGACGACACUUGACUUUCCACUCAGGGGUGAAACCAUUCAGUUGUUCAGUUUGCAGUAAAAAAUUUACACUAAAACAAAAUAUGAAACGACAUUUGGUUGUCCACACAGGGGAGAAACCAUUUAGUUGUUCAAUCUGUAGUAAAGGAUUUGCACUAAAGGGAGAUUUGAGACGACACCUGACUGUCCACACAGGAGAGAAACCAUUUAGUUGCAGCGUUUGCAAUAAAAGAUACACUCGGCCCUGUUUUGUCAAAAGACACAAGUGUGUUGGUGAGAGCAGCAAUAAUAAUUCAAGCUGUGGAGAUGCUUGUUGAAACAUUUUUUUUUCCAGCAGGAAUUCAAGUACUGACAGCGAGACUUUGUUAAACACUGAUUAGGAAACAGUCAGAAUUAAGACUGAUACAGACUCCAAAUUAAGUCUAAUCUUUAAUAGAUGAUCUUUGAUUUCAUUAUUUGAUUAGUAUAAUCUUUGAUUAGACUUGUUUUAAGUUGUCUUAAAAAUGUUAAUGUUCCCUCUACAUCACUGUCAUCAACAUUUGUGAUUAAUAAAUGAAACGACUUGACUUAGCUCCCAAUAACACAAUGUAUUUAUAAUUUAA
Molecule: messenger RNA, 2003 nt
Organism: Epinephelus fuscoguttatus (brown-marbled grouper)
Lineage: Eukaryota; Metazoa; Chordata; Actinopteri; Perciformes; Serranidae
Product: gastrula zinc finger protein XlCGF8.2DB-like
Exons: 2
Coding region: 549-1718 (389 amino acids)
Biological process (GO): regulation of transcription by RNA polymerase II
Molecular function (GO): DNA-binding transcription factor activity; RNA polymerase II cis-regulatory region sequence-specific DNA binding
Source: RefSeq, a predicted model, not a curated record